AUGCUCCAUUCCCGUCUCCGACCCCUCCCUUCUGCCCCCUCAAAACAAACCCCAGACCCCUUAUUCAAAGAUGAGGAUCAAGAUAAUAACAAUAACAGUGGCAAUGACAGCGACGCAGAAUCCCCCGAAGACGUCUUCACAUCUUUCCUCCCCCACCUCUUCCCGGACGAUGCACCCUCCUUCCACGGCGACCCCGGUCAGCAUCUCCUUUACUCCUCCCCCGUGUUCGGGGACUUGAAGAUCAUGGUUCCGUCUUAUCCGUUUCAGAGUGAUAAGCGGACAGAAGAGAUUGCGGUGGGGCUUUCCUUGGGUGCUGAGGAUGAGGGGAGGGUGAAUCAGGUUGUUGCGGAGAGGAGGCUGUUUGCACAUUUCCUGUGGAGUGCGGCAAUGGUCGUUGCAGAGGGGGUGGAGAGGUCAGUUGUCAGCGCAGAUAUGCAUGCUGAUGCUGAUGGAGCAAACAUCUGGGAUGUUAGGGGGGAGAGUGUUCUGGAGUUGGGUGCUGGCGCCGCUCUCCCCUCGCUCAUCUGCGCCCUCUCCCAUGCAUCGAGGGUGACGAUAACAGACCAUCCUUCUUCCCCUGCGUUGUCGAGCGCUAUUGCUUUUAAUAUUGACCAUAACCUCUCCCGCCGGCAUACAUCCACAGACAUACCCACGACCAAAGUUACAAUCGAACCCCACGAAUGGGGAACCCUCGACACCCCCUUCGCGCAGGCGAACAAGGGUACUUUCACCCGCAUCAUAGCGGCGGACUGUCUCUGGAUGCGCUCGCAGCAUGAGAACCUCGUACGGACUAUGCUGUGGUUCUUGGCUGAUAAUAACACGGAAGUUGGUAGCCAAGCGAAUGGAAGUAGUAGUACUAAAACAAAAGCACGGGUUUGGAUCGCCGCGGGCUUUCAUACAGGGCGCGCUAUUGUGGCGAGUUUCUUCGACACGGCUGUGCGGAUGGGGUUGGUGAUUGAGAGUAUCUAUGAGAGAGAUUUGAAUUCUAUGGCACCGGACGGGGGGGAGGUGAGGAGGGACUGGGUUCGUAUUAGGGAGGGGGAGACAUCGGAGAAUAGAAGGAGGUGGUGUGUUGUUGCUAUGUUGAAGGGGGGUCCGUAG
Messenger RNA from Monascus purpureus, 1101 nucleotides. The record is from the annotation of a GenBank genome assembly. NCBI's taxonomy places the organism in Eukaryota, Fungi, Ascomycota, Eurotiomycetes, Eurotiales, Aspergillaceae.